Racocetra persica is the source of this 138-nucleotide messenger RNA. The record is from the annotation of a GenBank genome assembly. Lineage: Eukaryota; Fungi; Glomeromycota; Glomeromycetes; Diversisporales; Gigasporaceae.
AUGGUAGCAGCCGUGCAUAACGGUUCUAAUUCGAUUUAUCGGCUUGUUGAAGUUGCAGAUGAGAGUUACAUUAUUCCAGCUUUUGAAGAAGAAGCACAUGUCAACUUAAUACGUGCUAUGGAAGGGGAAUCAAGCUAG